Molecule: messenger RNA, 3779 nt
Organism: Hypomesus transpacificus
Lineage: Eukaryota; Metazoa; Chordata; Actinopteri; Osmeriformes; Osmeridae
Gene: tubgcp5
Product: tubulin, gamma complex associated protein 5
Exons: 23
Coding region: 244-3336 (1030 amino acids)
Biological process (GO): microtubule nucleation; meiotic cell cycle; mitotic cell cycle
Cellular component (GO): equatorial microtubule organizing center; centrosome; gamma-tubulin complex
Molecular function (GO): microtubule minus-end binding; gamma-tubulin binding
Source: RefSeq, a predicted model, not a curated record
GCGGGAACGUGUAUUUGCGUCAGGACUAGUCGGAUACGAUAGAGACAGUUUAUAAACACAGCAUUUUGAGUCUUGUCAAGGAAUUGUAUAAACCUGAAUUCAACUUUCCCUUGCAAAGCAGUUAGCCAGCCUACUUUAGCUCUACUAAUAAAUCUAAUAAACACAAUAAAACCGUAACGUAUCAUCAUAGCAUGGUAGGUAGCUGCUUAGCUAGCCAUCCAGUCAACGUUAGCUGCUGCAGCAAUGGAUCAUUGGACCCAAUUUGAGAAAGAUACAGAGAAGGAGACAAGGAAUUUGAUUACUUGCAUCAGUGGGAUUCAAGAUGAAGAGGACCAGAACUUUCAAAUGGCCUUGAAAUUUGCAUGGUCAAAUUUCAGGUUUCACCGCUACCUAGAUGUUGACAGUCACAAAGUUCAACGUAGCAUAAGUGGGAUCUAUGAAAAGCUUAUGGUUCACUCCGACACAAGCAAAGCAGAGAGCUGGAGAAGCCUCACUGAGGAUUUCCUGAAUUCACCCCUACCCAACACAGAUGAAACUAAUACGGACGCACAUCACAGUGUGCUAUCUCUGCUGCUGCUUCUGUCGAACUCCCCGUUAAAAUCAGACUACAGUGAAAGGCCCAGGGUGAAGGAGGCAGAAAAACAAGAUGAUUUCGAUUGGGCAAAAUAUUUGAUGGAAGGGGUGGAUAUUGACAGAGGACCGUUCCCAGACACCCCUGAGUGGUCCGAAGAGGAGAGCGAGGAAGAGGCCAGUCAACAGCCCCUCAGCAGAGAUGAUUCUGGAAUCCAGGUGGAUAGAACCCCGCAGGAAGACCAGGAGAAUUCCACCAAGACUGUUCCGGUCUCCUGGACAGUGGGCGAGCCUGACGCCAGAGCCUGGCUGGAGCAGCACGUCGUGACGCCAUACUGGGCAGGACACGCCCCUCGCUUCCCCCACAGCCUGCAUCUCCACGCCAACCUGCUCAACGUUUGGGACCAGCACUUGUAUAACACUGAGCCAUUGUAUCUGCCUGAAGAGAAAGCCUUUGUCACGGAGACCCAAGUGAUUCGGGAGACGUUGUGGCUUCUCUCUGGGGUCAAGAAAAACUUCAUCUUCCAGCAUCAAGACGGGAUAGUGACAGUGAGGACCGAUGUGGUGGUCACUCACCUGACCAGUAACUGCCUGCGCUCGGUGCUGGAGCAUGUGGCUGUGUACGGCCAGGCUGUGUUCAGGCUGCAGGGCUUCAUCGAUGAGGUCACGGGCCACACCUGCGAGCCCGGGCCUCCAUGCUCCUCCCACUCCUCCAGGAAAGGGUCGGACCCGCCUUUCCGGACCUACCAGGCCUUCGUCUGGGCCCUCUACAAGUACUUUGCCAGCUUCAAGGAGGAACUCACGACCAUUGAGAAAGACCUCAUAGGCAAAGAUGAGACGGUGACCCUGUCAGCAGUGUUGGAGAGACUCAGCCCUCAUCUGGCCCAGAUCAAAGUUCUGCACAGAGUCUUCUGUACGGGCGUGGCGGAGGUUCCGCAGGCGACCCCCAACGUGGUGCGGGCGUCCCACCUGCUCAACACCUUGUACAAGGCCAUCCUGGAGUACGACAGUGUGGGAGAGGCCUCGGAACAGGCGGUGGCCCUGCUGUUCUCCCUGUGGACGGAGACGGUGAGACCCUACCUGGAGAUAGUGGACGAGUGGAUCGUCCACGGCCACCUGUUUGACCCCGCCAAAGAGUUCAUCAUCCAAAGGAACAAGGACGUGCCCGUCAACCACCGGGACUUCUGGUACGCCACCUACACCCUGUACAGCGUGUCGGAGGCGGUGGAGAGCGAGGAGCGUCUGAGCGACGCGGCCAGCGGGAGCUCGGGGGGGUGUGCGGCGGGGGAGCAGGGGGGCGGCGGCGGCCGACAGCUCACCAUGGUGUCCUUCCUCAAACCCGUCCUCAAGCAGAUCAUCAUGGCCGGCAAGUCCAUGCAGCUGCUGAAGAACCUGGACUGCAAGGAGGCGGAGCGUCCGGAAGGGUUCUCCAGAGGUCGGUUGGUGUCGAGGUGUUACUGUGUGGCAGAGAAGGACGCGGAGAGGAAGAGUUUGUACGCGCUGUUCCUGGAGUCCGUGCAGUCCCGCCUCCGACGCCGGGAGGACACGCCCACGGAUACGGUCACUGAGCAACAGGCCACAAAGAGGAGCCUCAUCAAGAUGCAGUCCAUCGUGGCCCAGCACAUGCAGAUGGACGAUGUUCAUGACCCCCUGCUGGCCAUCAACUUUGCCAGGCUGUACCUGGAGCAGAGCGACUUCCAUGAGAGGUUCUGCGGAGGCGAGGUCAUAGUGGACCGCUCCUCGGAGUCUAUGACCUGCCAGACGUUCGAGCUGACCCUGCGCUCCUGUCUCUACCCCCACAUCGACAAGAGGUACAUCGAGUGCUGCGGGAACCUCAUGAGGACUCUGAAGAAAGACUACAGACUGCUGGAAUACCUGCAGGCCAUGAGGGAUUACUUUCUCCUGGAGGCUGGAGACACCAUGUACGACUUCUACACCGCCAUCUUUGACAAGGUGCAGGAGAAGGAGAACUGGCAGCAGCCGUCCUUCCUCAACGUGCAGCUGCAGGAGGCGGUGGGACAGCGCCGGCCAGAGGACAGCAGCAGAUUAUCGAUUUUUCUGGAAACGGUUGAUCCUGCCAGGAAAAAGCAGCCUGUGCACAAUCUGGACGCCCUGACGCUUAGUUACAAGGUCCCCUGGCCCGUGGACAUAGUGAUCAGCUCAGAGUGCCAGAAGAUCUACAACCAUGUGUUUCUGCUCCUGCUUCAAAUCAAGUGGGCCAAGUACAGCCUGGACACGCUUCGGUUUAGUGAUUUGACAGUAGCCACUAAGAGAGCGGAGGGAGGCGUGCCACAGGAAGUGAAGGCCAAGGAGCCAAUCAACCAACAGAUCCACAGGAUGUUCCUUUUGAGGGUCAAACUGAUGCAUUUCGUCAACAGUCUACACAACUACAUCAUGACCAGGAUUCUGCACAGCACCGGGCUGGAGUUUCAACACCAGGUACAGGAAGCCAAAGAUCUGGACCAACUGAUUAAGAUCCACUACAGAUACCUCUCCACCAUUCAUGACCGCUGCCUGCUGAGGGAGAAGGUCAGCUUUGUGAAGGAGGCCAUCAUGAAGGUUCUCAAUCUGGUCCUCAUCUUCUCCGACCGCUGGCAUGCCGGGUUUGGAGCUUGGGAGAUUGAGUCCAUCGAUAAGAUGGAGUCUGAUUUCAAGAACUGCCACAUGUUCCUUGUGACAAUACUGAACAAGGCUGUGUGCAGAGGCUCUUUUCCCCACUUGGAGUCCCUGGCCCUGUCGCUCAUGGCUGGCUUUGAGCAGUGCUGAGGAAAGAAUAUCAUCCACCACCACCGCUGCCCUAGCCCUGCACAAACCACACCCCCAGGUCUCAGCUGUGUACUCUGGGCCGCGGAGGUUGUGACUGUCCCUGUUGUUCCAAGAUAACUCACGUCAUAGCACACGAGACGGGCGAUGAUGUCACAGUCGAUGAUGUCACGGUGUGUGCUGAGGAGAAAACGUACUGCACUGCAAGAAGGGACAGGAAUCGAGGAGUUUCUGAUUCAGACUGAAAGUUUACUGUACAGUGCCUGAAAUCAUGAUUGAUCCAGGUAGACACACACAAGAUGACGCAAGGUUUUAGAACUUUUAAGUGUCAAAAUGAUUUCCAGGUGUGCCAAGUUUGUAGAUAUAUUUUUUAAGUUGGUCCUAAAGCUGUUAUGUCGGAUGUGAUAUGUGAAAAUUGCUGCACAAUAAAUAUUGCACAUUAUCCA